Trichomonas vaginalis G3 is the source of this 998-nucleotide messenger RNA. RefSeq names its product Prim-pol domain family. Lineage: Eukaryota; Parabasalia; Trichomonadida; Trichomonadidae. The record is from RefSeq and is a predicted model, not a curated record. The annotation marks the transcript as partial. The transcript has a single exon.
AUGACAGCAACAAACAACAGCAACAGCAACAACAACUAUAUCGUUUCUGAUGAACAAGUUAUUGAUUCAUUAGCUGAGGAAUUAGUUGUGGCAGAAACUAAAACCCUCAACGAAAGAAUUGGUGAAAACAAGAUUGAUUUACAUAACUACCUCAAACAUGAUGGAGGAAGAGGAAGGAAAACUGGUACAGCUUUAUUAGUAAAUAAAAUUUCAAAUUUAACGAUUAUAGAUGUUGAUAUCAAUAAAUCAUACAAUGAUGAACUUAAAGAAACAGUUAGAAAAGACAUUUUAUCAAAACUUUCGGAUAAAGAUGUUAUCGUUAAAACCGCUUCAGGAGGUCUUCACAUUUAUUGCAACACUAAUUUCUUCUAUGCAGUUUCGAACAGAAUGAUUAAAUGUUAUUCCUGCAAUGAUUAUGAUAUUGAUAUCAUGACUUCUAUGGAUGAUUCAAAGCGUUCAUUAGUGGUUAUGGCUGAAUCAAGAGUUCGCAAGAAUGCAACAGAACCAAUCAAUACAUACUCAUUCAUUCGUGGAAGUUAUGAUUCAACAUUAACUAGAACAGUGAAUGAUAUAUUAAAUGAUUUGAAUAUUAAGGUAAGAGUUGAACAGAAGAACGAAGAAAUAAAGAAUAUCAUGAAUGAAAACAAAGAUGUAAACAUUGACGAUAAACUAGCUCAAAGCAUAGUUGAUGGCAUCUGUGAUUUUGAAGUACAUAAUGACGGUGGAAACAUGAAUUUAGAAAAAGAAAUAACAUUAUUCACACUGUUUCAAGCAAUUAAUUCGUUACCUAAUCAUUUAAUUAAUGAAGCAUACGAUAACGUUUAUAACUUCUGCAGUUUAACAGAAAAUGCUAAAAGUAAUUUUGAAAAAGCACGUAGUAGAUAUGCACAUUUAAUGACUUCUCCAUUUGUUUUAGUGAAGAUUCUAAAACUAUAUCAAAAGGAAUAUUAUGAUGAAUACGUUUUGCCUUUAUUAUGUAAGCCAAAAAUAACAUUUGA